This is a messenger RNA of Taeniopygia guttata (zebra finch), 7101 nucleotides long. It is a transcript of the gene TRIM36, whose product is annotated as tripartite motif containing 36. Gene Ontology annotation, cellular component: acrosomal vesicle. Gene Ontology annotation, molecular function: ubiquitin-protein transferase activity; zinc ion binding; protein binding. Gene Ontology annotation, biological process: spindle organization; acrosome reaction. The record is from RefSeq and is a predicted model, not a curated record. NCBI's taxonomy places the organism in Eukaryota, Metazoa, Chordata, Aves, Passeriformes, Estrildidae.
CCGCGCCCGCCCGCCCGCUCGCCAUUUUGCGCCGGGAGCUGCCGCGGGCGCUGCACCGCCCGUGUCCCGGCCGCCCGCCCGGGCUGACGGCGCCCCGGCGCAGGAGGAGGAGGAGGAAGAGGCGCGGGGAUGGAGAGCGAUCGGCUGGAGAGCCCGGUUGCCAUUAAGGGUAUUGAAAGAGAGCUUAUCUGCCCAGCAUGCAAAGAAUUGUUUACCCAUCCGCUGAUCAUCCCCUGCCAGCAUAAUGUCUGUCACAAAUGUGUGAAAGAAAUACUUUUUGCAUUUGAAGACUCCUUUGCUGAUGGAGGCUCUGAAUCCUCUAAUCAGAGUAGCCCUCGAAUUAGAAUCUCUGCUUCUAGCAUGGACAGAAUUGACAGGAUUAAUAGAUCAGGCAGAAAACGCAAUUCACUGACUCCUAGAUCGACUCUGUUUCCUUGUCCGAGUUGCCAGCGGGAUAUUGAUCUCGGGGAGCGUGGCAUCAAUGGCUUAUUUCGCAACUUCACUUUGGAAACCAUUGUGGAAAGAUACAGACAGGCAGCCAGGGCAGCCAUUGCUAUUAUGUGUGAUUUCUGCAAACCUCCACCUCAGGAGUCCACAAAGAGCUGCAUGGACUGCAGUGCAAGCUAUUGCAAUGAAUGUUUCAAAAUCCACCAUCCUUGGGGAACUGUGAAAGCCCAGCAUGAAUACGUAGGACCAACCACCAACUUCAGACCCAAGAUUUUGAUGUGUCCAGAACAUGAAAUGGAGAGAGUAAACAUGUACUGUGAAAUCUGCAGAAGGCCUGUUUGUCAUCUUUGCAAACUGGGUGGAAGUCAUGCAAACCAUAGAGUAACAACCAUGAGCACUGCCUACAAAACCCUUAAGGAGAAACUUUCAAAAGAUAUCGAGUAUCUCAUCAGUAAGGAGAGCCAGGUGAAAGCUCACAUCACACAGCUGGAUCUGCUGCUGAAAGAAACAGAGUGCAACAGUGAAAGAGCUAAACAAGAAGCAUCUCAGAGUUUUGAGAAAUUAUACCAUGUCCUGGAAGAGAAGAAAUCUGCAGCUCUUAGGGCAAUUGAAACCUCUAAGAAUAGAAGGCUGGAAAAACUGCAAACACAAGUGGAAGAAUACCAAGGGCUCCUGGAAAAUAAUGGCCUUGUAGGAUAUGCUCAAGAAGUGCUGAAAGAAACAGAUCCCUCCUGUUUUGUUCAAACAGCAAAACAGCUUCAUGUCAGAAUCCAAAAAGCUACCGAGUCUCUGAAGAGCUUUAGGCCAGCAGCUGAAACUACUUUUGAAGACUUUGUGGUGGACACUGCCAAGCAAGAAGACAUCCUUGGUGACUUGUCCUUCCAUUCCAAUGGUCUAGAAAUACCAGAAAUCAAUGAAGCACAGAGCAGAAUGUACAAAAAAGCUCUAAUCAGCUGGGAAUGCCCUGGGAAGACAGAGUCAGCUGAUACCUAUGUUCUUGAGUAUCAUAAACUUACUAAAGAAGAGGAGAGUGUGACAUGGCAAAAGACUGAAGUUUGUGGCAAGAGCAAAGUAUUAUCUGAUCUUGAUGAUGACAGCAGCUAUGCCUUUAGAGUUCGAGGCUACAAAGGGUCCAUCUGUAGCCCUUGGAGCAGGGAAGUUAUUAUGCGUACUCCUCCAGCCCCAGUUUUCAGUUUUCUUUUUGAUGACAAAUGUGGGUACAACAAUGAACAUCUCCAGCUGAACCCAAGAAGAACCUCGGUUGAAAGUAGGGCUGGAUUUCCUCUGCUUCUGGGAUCUGAGCGCUUGCAGGUUGGAUGCUACACAACCCUGGAUUACAUCAUUGGUGACACUGGGAUUGCCAAAGGGAAGCACUUCUGGGCUUUUACUGUGGAAGCCUAUUCAUACCUGGUGAAAGUGGGAGUUGUUCCUAGCAACAAGAUACAGAAAUUGUUCCACAAUACCCAUGAUGUAACCAGUCCAAGAUACUGUAACAUAGCAGCAUCAUGGAAAACUCACAGGACAUGUUCUUGCCUAUAUGAGCAAGACAGUGGUCAUGACAGUGGGAGUGAAGAUACCUUCUUUGACUCAUCGCAGCCUUGCACACUGGUCACUUUAGGCAUGAAGAAGUUCUUUAUUCCUGCUACACCUGCUGCUCCUAAGGAUCCAGCCAGCAGAAUCCUUCCCCUGCCAUCGUGCUUGGGCAUUUGCCUUGACUGUGACAGAGGCAGGGUAGGGUUUUAUGAUGCAGGCCGUAUGAAGUGCCUGUACGAAUGUGAGGUUGAUUGCUCUGGCUUAAUGUACCCAGCGUUUGCUUUAAUGGGCAGUGCAGCAGUGCACCUUGAGGAAGCUGUCACAGCCAAGUACAGGGAGUAUCACGAUGACAUCUAGUGCAUGAAUCUCUUCCCAUUGCUGUUCUGAGACCGAAAAUGAAAGCAGAAGAAUUCUACCUUAGCUUUUAGUCCUGAUAAAUUAUAUUCUACUUACGUGUUGCUCACAAGCCUCUGGCCUGUGAUUUUUUAAAAUAAAUAGUCCAGGUGCUUCCUGCACCAGAGGAAUUCUCCUACCUUUCUUGUGAUCUGUGCAAUGCUAUUCUCCACAGACUUCUUUUGCUGGGGGAAGCAGGAAAGAAGUCUGACUAGCAAUCAAAAUUUACUUUUUAGGACUAGCAACCAAAAAAUUACUCUUUGGGGUAGAAAUCUGCCUUUUAUUUAACUUAAAUCCUUAAACAGUUGGUUUUGUAUUUAAUGAAGUCAAAGCUUGUGGUGUGUGAUUGCCAUUUGACACUGUUGAGGCAGGAUGGUAUGAAAGGACUCCACAUCAGAAGGUUUGAGAGUAGAACUCUGAUUUAUUUUAAAUACACCUCUCUUUUAUAGAGAGUAUUGUCUAGACCUAUUUUAUUGGUCCUAGACUAAAAACAUCACUUCAUUGGUGUGCAGUGAAUGAUGCACAGUGGCAGAACUUAUCUAUAAACAAUGUGAACAAGAGAGAUAAAGAAUUAUUUACAUUCUUUCUCAACUGUUUCCCAGGCUUCUGCCUGGUUAGAAAGCUUUGUUUUCUCUCUGACUGAACUGAGAAUGUCUACAGCCAUUCUCCUUUUAAGAAAUCUGCCUAAAUGCCUCUACAGGGUUAAAUGCUUUCCAGUUACCCCUGAGCACCAGUUGGGCCUUUCAGCACAGAAUAGCAUAUAGAAAUAGAAUAUGAAAGAGGAAGAAAUUAGAAAUGGUGUUGAAUGUUUAACUUAUACUUGGAAUGAUGAAGGUAAACUUGAUUCUGAUUGCAUGUUAUAUACCCUUAAUGUGAUUGUAAGUUAAAAUGCAAGUUCUGACACUCAGUGUCAUAUAGUUGGUGGGAUAAUGGUAAGUUCCUUUAUUUUUCCAGGCUUUUACUAUAAGCUAUCUAAAAGAAAGUGCAAUUGUACCUUAAAUGUCAGAAUCUGGAGUCAAAAAUCAGAAAGGUUUGCAUGCAUGAAUAACAGUACCUGGUAUUUAGGCAAAGCAAGUGAGUUGCUGACAUGAGUAAUUAUAUGUGAAUUUAAAAAAAUAAAAUCAGGUAUUUAACACUUGCUUUUAUAGUUUUUUUUUUUUUUUUUUUUUCAUCUAGUAGCAGCUUGAAUUUUUCUUAGUAAGAAUGUUAAAAAUGCACUGGUUAAGUUUGGAGACCUAAUUUCUGCCUUAAAGAAUGUCUCCCUUCAAAUUUCAGUUCCUCUGAUGUUAAAAACUGUAUCACACAGUAGUUUUUCACAGAAUCAUAUAAUCAUGGGAACAGAUUGAGUUGGAAGGGACCUUUAAAUACCAUCUAGUUCCAACCCCCCUUGCCAUGGGCAGAGACAUCUUCCACUAGACCAGGUUGUUCAAAGUUGCAUCAAACCUGACCCUGAACACUUCCAGGGAUGGGGCAUCCACAGGUUCUCUGGGAAACCUUUUUCAGUGUCUUACCACCCUUAUUGUUAGAAAGUUCUUCCGUAUAACCAACCUAAAUCUAUCAUCUUUUAGUUAAAAACCAUUGCUCUUUGUCCUGUCUCUCCAGGCCUUGAUAAAUCUUCUCCAUCUUUUUAAAAAAUAUUUUUUAUAUAUUAAAAGGUCAUAAUUAGGUCUUUCAGGAGCCUUCUCCAUGCUGAAUAACUCCAUCUCUUACAGCACCUUCACAGGAGAGGUGUUCCAGCCCUCUGACAAUUUUGUGCCUCUCCUCUGGAACCAUUCUGUACUGGGGGCUCCCAGAGCCGAAUGCAGUAUUCCAGGCAGCUCAGGAUGCUUUCUGUGCUGCAAGCACACAUUGCUGAUUCAUGGCCAAUUUUUCAUCCAUCAGGAUGUCCAAGUCCUUCUCUGCAGAGCUGCUCCUCAUUCACCAGUUGGUAUUGAUAGAGUAAAUUUCCUAGAUCCAGGUGCAAGACACCUUUUGCUUGGUCUUGGGGAACCUCAUGAGAUCCACAUCAACACUGGUUGCCAGUACAGACCCUUGAGGGACACUGCUCACCAUUACUGGUUUCUACUUGGACAUUGAGCUGUUGACUGUGAUUCUUUGGGUGUAGCUAUCCAGCCAAUUUGUUAUUCACUGGGUCCAUCCACUUAAACCCUGCUCUUUCAAGUUUAGAGGUAAGAAUGUUGUGGGGGAUCUUAUCAUAGGCCUUACAGAAGUCCAGGUACUUAGUAUCUCUUAGCUCUUCCCUUAUCCUCUGGUGCAGUCACUGGGUCACAGAAGACCACUAGAUGAGUCAGGUGCUUCUUGCCCUUGGUGAACUCAUCUGCCCGUCCCUGAUCACUUUCUUGUCUUCCAUAAAUUUUGACCUACGUUCCAGAAGGACCUAUGUUACAUUAUCUUACUGGGAAUGGAGGUGGACUGCCUCUCUUUAUAGAAACCCAUGUAUAAAAAGAAGUAGGGUAUGUGUACUGUUGAUUGGUGGAAAAAUAAAGAUCUAGAGUGAAGGAUGUUUCUAAUAAAUACUUGGUGCUUUCUAAUUUGGGGAUAUGCUUUCUAAUUUGGGGAUAUGCUUUGUAAUUUGGGGAUAGUGUUGCAUCUUGAUAAAUGUGUGUGAAGUAUGCUCACUAAGUUCAUGUAUACAGCUGUAGAGCUGUGAAAUGGGACCUGAAAAUCACAAUACAGUUAAGUGAAUGUAGGUCAUAAUACAAAACUUUUGUGGGCUUUGCUGUCUGCACUGCUGUAGUGAUCUGACCUGGAGUCCACCUCUCCCAGUGUCUUCUCUCAUAAGCUUCUGACUGUGGCUACUAUUAGAAAAAACUGUCAGAAAUGGUUGUCUAUGCCAGCAUGAGGGUGACAACCAGAAAGGCCCAGCAAGCACAACUUCUUGUCUGGAUCUCACCUGCAAAUGUUUCUGUCUUGAUAAGGCUGUGCGAAAGUGCCCUCCACAGAUUCAGUGUGAAUCGUGUAAGAUGUAGCAGGGAUGAAAUACGGGGUACCUUUUGGAAUUUUCUCCUGCAGGAGAAAAGACAAAUUGUCUUUUACAAGUUAGCCUUUUUAGUAUUUUCUUCUGGUUUAGAUGAUUAUCAUUAUCGCCUUUAAUUUCUGUCAUUCCCUCCCUUUCACCUUCCCUCUAACUGGAUUGAAGCCAUUGCUCUCUUCUUGCCUGCUGAGGCUGACUGAACAGUCUGUCCAUAAGACACUCUCUUGCUGUGAAGGAUGACCAAGUUUUGUGUUUUCCUUCUUCUUUUAGUCCUAAAACCAUAAUUGCCUUUUAUUUGGUUGAUACCCAAUACCAUGCUCCUGAUGAAGCUUCUUCUGCAGUGUUUUUCAUGCAGUCCUGAUGGUUAGCUGUGCAUGCAGGGUUUUCCCCACCUGGUAUGCUGUUUUGCAUUUGUUUAUGUUGAUAAUGCUUGUUUACCUAAUCACUAAGACCUGAGGGCCUUCUGCAGCUUUUCAGUCACUGCUAGACUUGGAUGCUCCUGAGUAGUAGCUUAAUUGGAUAGACAAACAUGCCCAUUCUUUUGCUUGUUUGGUUUUCCAGGUCUUGGAGCAAACUAAGUUGUAGUGACACUAAAAAGAUCUCUCUGUUGUUAAGAUUUUUUGUUCCUUCUACUUCUUUUCCUCCUCCAAAAUUUAUUAAACCACAAGUCAAGCACUGAAAUCUCUUACAUUAGUAUACUAUGUUGAGUAUGUGAUUCAUGGUCUUUCAUCCAAGUGUAGCAGUCAGAGAGAGCCAGAAGAAAGGAUUCUCACUUCAGUAGCUGUGACUUCUCCCCUUGUAUAACUGGCAAUGGUCAGUUCAUCUACCAAACUAAGAACUGGCUUAGAGCUGUAGGUUGUAGGGCUGAACUUUCUUUUCCAGACCAAAUCUCCUCCCAUAGAUGAAUGUUUAAUUUUUAAUUCCUUUGUUUCAGAAACUGGUAAAUUAGAGGCUUUAUGUCAUGGUUAGCACUCCACAUUUCCACAUUUAGAGUUUUUAUAAGCACCCGGAUUUGUAUUACUGGACCUUUUGUUAUUUUAUGAAAAUAUUUGUAAAUGGAACACUCUAUUGCAGAUAUGAAGACAGUGCCUCAGACUCAAAGAUCUAGAAAAGAUUGUUGGUUUGAGACUGUAGAAGUAAGAAAUUAAAAAUGUAGGGGCUUUUUCUACUGGAGUUUCAGAUUCAUUUUACAUGUGUUCUGCUAUGCAAUUACUUACUCUACUGGACAGAAACUGAUGCUACUUUAAAAAUUUAUCUACCUUUUGAAAUAUCUGUUUGUAUUUAUCUCAUGCUGAGUUUAAAAAUGGAUUUGCCUUUUGGUGUUACUUGAAUACUUAGUAUGCAUUCCAGACAGUAGUCUUUGCUGCUUACUCUUAUUAAAUAAAAAACACACUGUCAAGAGGCACUGACAGCACGCUGUGAUAUUUUUCCGCUACCAUGGAAGUGUCAACUUUCAUAAAUACAGUUCAGCAGUACUUGCCUAUCCAGAUAAUUAUUUUUUCAAGUUUCUCCCUAUGAAACAGCACUUUACAAUGUAGACUAAGCUAAAAAUGGUGUGGUAUUGUGUGGAUCUUUGUGCAAUAUAGCUGUUUGGCAAAUAUGGUGUGACUUGCAAAGCUUCAUACAGGUGUGAAUCAUGUAGACACUUUUUAGAUACCUAAAGCUUUAACAGAAAGGCCUUGUUUUAAAAUGUUCUGAAAUGUAAAAGUGAUGUUUUGGGUUUGUUUUUUUUUUUUAAUAAAAGCUGAAAUACA